AUGGCGCAUCUCGUUUAUGUAUCGAGAUGUGAUGAGUCUUCACGUCCAGUGCUUCCAGCAGACGAAGAGAAGCACCAUGUCCCACCGUCAGAGAUACGGCUCGCCAACGGGCCCAGCCGGUGCCAGGGGCGGGUGGAGAUCCUCUACAACGGCUCCUGGGGGACGGUCUGCGAUGACGACUGGGACAUCGUGGAUGCCAACGUGGUGUGUCGCCAGCUGGGCUGCGGCCACGCCGUCGCCCUCCCGGCCGCCAUGACCUUCGGCCAAGGGAGCGGACCCAUCUUCCUGGACAACGUGGACUGCAAGGGCUGGGAGGCAGCCUUGAGCGAGUGCUGGAGCCACGGCUGGGGCGUCCACAACUGCUACCACUACGAGGACGUGGCUGUCGUAUGCAACGGUAAUGAGGUUCCAGGUGACGGCAGCAUCCGUCUGGUGAGCGGGACCGACACCUGCCAAGGCCGGGUGGAGAUCUUCUACCGCGGGAACUGGGGCACCGUCUGUGACGACGACUGGGGCCUGAGCGACGCCAGCGUGGUGUGCAAGCAGGUGGGCUGUGGCCAAGCCCUGGAUUACAAAAGCAACGCCUAUUUCGGCUACGGCACGGGACGCAUCCUCCUGGACAACGUCAACUGCGACGGCAGCGAGCCCUUCCUCUCCGCCUGCUACAGCCUCGGCUGGGGCAUCCAUAACUGCGGCCACCACGAGGAUGCUGGGGUCAUCUGCACAGGUACCGGGGCAGAGCAUCGCCUUCGGGGCUGUCCCCUGGGGGGGGCCAAAAAAUCCAGGGACAUCCUGGUCUCCAAGGAGAAAUGGCCUCAGAGAGGUACACGGGAGAAGCGAGGGACCCCCCAGCGCUGCCGGUGGGACCCCGGCGCUUGGGUUGGGGUGGAGAAGCUCCACGUCCUGCGCAGGGGCGGCGGGGACGUGGGGAUGGACGCGGUCCCCCUCCGUCCCCACCAUCCUCGAGCACCCCAGGUCUGCCUGCCGGAGUCAGCAAGUUUUGGGGCUUCUGCCCGUGUGUCACCUCUGUCCCUCUGUGUCACCGCAGGGCUGGACACGUCCACCAUCACGUCCUUCACCACCUCGGUGGCCCCGGACUACGAAGAGACGCUCACUGCCACAGCCACAGCAACAGACGGCGGGGACCAGCCCUCCCAGGCCACCGAGGUGGCCACCACCGCUCUCCUUACCAUCGAGCAGGAAAGUGGCGGCGUGCGGCUGGCGAACGGGAACGGGAGCUGCCGCGGGCGGGUGGAGGUGCGGCACCGCGGUACCUGGGGCACCGUCUGCGACGACGACUGGGACUUCCCCGACGCCCAGGUGGUGUGCCGGCAGCUGGGCUGCGGCGCUGCCCUCGCCGCCACCGUCCUCGGCUCCUUCGGCUACGGCAGCGGGCCCGUCCUGCUGGAUAACGUGGGCUGCGGCGGCGGCGAGGCUCGCCUGGCCGACUGCUUCCACCUGGGCUGGGGGCAACACAACUGCGGCCACCACGAGGACGCCGGGGUCAUUUGCCGAGGCGCUGACAGCGCUGGAGACCGUUUCCAAGAAGCCACCGCUACGACCACCACAUCAGCCCCGGCUCGUCCCAAGGACGGGUCCCUGCGCCUGGUGAACGGCAGCCACCGGUGCGAGGGGCGCGUGGAGGUGUUCUACCUGUCGCAGUGGGGGACGGUGUGCGACGACGCCUGGGACCUGCGGGACGCCAAGGUGGUGUGCAGGCAGCUGGGCUGCGGGCACGCCGUGGGGGCCUGGGGGGAGGCACGCUACGGCCAGGGCACCGGCUACAUCUUCCUCGACAACCUCAAGUGCAAGGGCCACGAGCCCUCGCUGCUGCGCUGCUCCCACAUCCGCUGGGACGUCCACAACUGCGACCACUCCGAGGACGCCGGUGCUGCCUGCGGCUCCCUAUGACCACCCACCCGCUGAGACCCUCGCGCAGUUCAGGUGGAAGGACCCAGCCUGCAGCACCAGCCAUCUUCGCCGUCCACUGUUUCUGAUUUCUAACAGGACACCAGGAAAAUGAUUUCCAUGUUUUCG
Molecule: messenger RNA, 2037 nt
Organism: Tyto alba (common barn owl)
Lineage: Eukaryota; Metazoa; Chordata; Aves; Strigiformes; Tytonidae
Gene: SSC4D
Product: scavenger receptor cysteine rich family member with 4 domains
Exons: 9
Coding region: 1-1911 (636 amino acids)
Cellular component (GO): membrane
Source: RefSeq, a predicted model, not a curated record